AUGCCAAGACAUCUGCAGCACCAACAAGCUUCAAGUGGCAACAGUCCAUUCUCAGAAGGAGCAAGACCAACUGAAACAGACCGGUCCCCAGUCGACUACGUCAAUUGGGAUGUCGACUGCCCGUCACGCACCACAAACUACCAAAAUGCCAUCGUCCCCGAGAAUUGCACACUGAUGAACAACAACGGGAAGUGGAACGAUGUGGGCUGCUCGUUCUCCUGCUACUCUGAUGCGGCUUGUCUCUGCAUGAAGCGGUGU
Mesorhabditis spiculigera is the source of this 258-nucleotide messenger RNA. The record is from the annotation of a GenBank genome assembly. Lineage: Eukaryota; Metazoa; Nematoda; Chromadorea; Rhabditida; Rhabditidae.